Fusarium verticillioides 7600 is the source of this 372-nucleotide messenger RNA. RefSeq lists its product as hypothetical. The coding region runs from base 1 to 372 and encodes 123 amino acids. The record is from RefSeq and is a predicted model, not a curated record. The transcript has a single exon. NCBI's taxonomy places the organism in Eukaryota, Fungi, Ascomycota, Sordariomycetes, Hypocreales, Nectriaceae.
AUGUGCCUCAGCAACAUCUUCAUUGGAUCUGCUUUUGUCCUGGAUGUGUCGGACAAGGUCCCCCAACAGAUCCAAAGCGGACGGAUAAGCUUCCGGGCGCCGUACAGAGAUUGCAUGUGCUUCAAUCCUCGAGUUUCACAGAAAAGGCGGCAGAACAUAGAGCGGUGGAACCCACGAUGCAAGUACUGCAUGUACCUGUACCGUCGAGCUCAGUGCAACCCUUGUUCAUUGAGUGUGGUAACACAUUACCCCGUGCCCUCAUGCUUCAAAGCCAUCAAGGAUGGAGACGCUCCGUGGGCCUUGAAGUCCCUGAUAAAAUUUAUGAAUGGCAUGAGCACACAUGUCCAGGGAAUAUCGCAAGAAACUGGGUAG